Molecule: messenger RNA, 1304 nt
Organism: Pocillopora meandrina
Lineage: Eukaryota; Metazoa; Cnidaria; Anthozoa; Scleractinia; Pocilloporidae
Source: the annotation of a GenBank genome assembly
AUGAGAAGAGAUGAGGUUUUGCUAAGUAUUUGGACCCUAGAUUGCAAAAUUUACGUGAAGACUUCACCAGAAGGUAGGCCGAUUAAAAUAAACGACCUGGAAGAUCUAGAAAACCUAUAAAGGAAAGGAUGAUAAACUGUACGGAAAUGGGGAUGGAAACCGAACAGGAGCAUGAGGACGGAACACUCUCAAAAUCCUUAUGGUUUGUUGUGUAUAGGUAUGUGUGUGUAGAUGAUAUUAUUAUCAAUUUCACUACUGUUGUUUCUAUCCAAACUUGUCUUCGAUUUUACUUGGUUUUGCACUGAUUUUGGAACAUGUUCAUCAACCACUUUGCUUUAUUGAAAGGGCUAGGUAAACAGCAUAGUUUUUUUUACUCUUGUUAUUACACGUUUUUUUUCUCUUCCAAGUAACAAGGCCGAUCUUAUUUGCCAUCUGUUAGUUACCAAAUUUACAUCUACAAACCUCCCCUAAAUAUUUGUCCUGUAAGUUCUGAAUGUGCUAGGAAUUUAUAAUUUUAACAAACGAAGAGCAAUUUUCUCAUACUUAAAAAUUCAAAAAGCUACAAUUAUUUUUUUGCAAGAAACCUACUCAUCAACCGAAGAUGAAAAAUUGUGGUAUGUAGAAUGGGGCGCCAAAAUAAUCUAUUUGCACAGAACCACACACUCAAAAGGAGUUUGCAUUCUUUUAAAUCGCAGCUCACCUUUAAAUCGCAGCUCAUCUUUAAAUUUAAGUAGCAUUCAAGCGGAUCCCGAGGGUAGAUUCUUAAUUGCAAAACUUACAAUAGAGGAUAAAUACUUUUUCAUUACAGACAUUUGUGGUCCAAAUAACUGUCAUGACCAAGAUGACUUUAUAAAAACACUAAGCCAACAAGUUAUGUCUAAAACAGAUACAUCAAAAGUCAUCAUAUCUGUUGACUGGAACAUCACUCUUAAUCGAAUUGACAAACUCAGUGGUCUUCCGUGGAAGGCUACAAGCGGUAGAAAUACACUCAUAGAUCACAUGGAGGAACUAAACCUUACUGAUAUUUAUCGUGAACUUCAUCCAAAUUCUAAAUCCUUUACUUAUGUAUCAAAAUUGUUGAACCUGAAAUUGAGGAUCGACUAUUUCUUAUUCCACACUCGCUUUUUUGCGAUGUUAGAUAAAUUCAUGUUUCGACUGUGCUAGAAAAUAACACGACCUUUUCAAGUAUUGAUGUUAAAAGUGAAUUUAGUAGAGGUCCACGUUUAUGGAAAUUUAAUGAUACACUGUUGGAAGAUAAUAACUAUAAAGGACUGAUUGCAUUCUACUAUCCACAAAUAUUAUGA